Messenger RNA from Ixodes scapularis (black-legged tick), 938 nucleotides. It is a transcript of the gene Rpe, whose product is annotated as ribulose-phosphate 3-epimerase. Gene Ontology annotation, cellular component: cytosol. Gene Ontology annotation, biological process: carbohydrate metabolic process; pentose-phosphate shunt; pentose-phosphate shunt, non-oxidative branch. NCBI's taxonomy places the organism in Eukaryota, Metazoa, Arthropoda, Arachnida, Ixodida, Ixodidae. The record is from RefSeq and is a predicted model, not a curated record. The transcript has 5 exons. Gene Ontology annotation, molecular function: metal ion binding; D-ribulose-phosphate 3-epimerase activity. Bases 60 to 752 code for a protein of 230 amino acids.
CUGGCUUGUGCCAUACUUGUGCUGUUGUGCACGCAUGAUCGCCGGGAGUUGCCACCGCGAUGUCUUCCUCAAGCUUGACAUGUAAGAUUGGACCUUCCAUCCUCAAUGCGGACCUGGCCAACAUCUACGAGGAGUCUCAGAAGCUACUGGAGAGCGGAGCUGACUACCUGCACUUGGAUGUCAUGGACGGGCACUUCGUGCCUAACCUGACUUUCGGUCACCCCGUGGUCAAGUGUCUCAAGAGUAAACUUCCCAAGACUUUCUUCGAUAUGCACAUGAUGGUUCUCGCCCCCGAAAAGUGGGUGUCUCCUAUGGCAGAUGCGGGUGCAGACCAGUACACCUUCCACUACGAAGCCACAUCAGAUCCCACGGGACUGGUCCGCAAGAUCAGGGAAGCCGGCAUGAAGGUGGGUGUCGGCAUCAAACCCAAUACGCCGGUAGAUGUGCUGCUGCCUCUGGUGGACCAGGUGGACAUGGUGCUGAUCAUGACCGUGGAGCCCGGAUUUGGAGGACAGAGCUUCAUGUCCGACAUGAUGCCCAAGGUUCAGCUUUUACGCUCCAAAUUCAAGGACCUGGACAUUGAGGUCGAUGGUGGAGUCGGACCCAACACAAUCCAGGAAUGUGCUCAGGCUGGAGCCAACAUGAUAGUUUCUGGAACAGCCAUCACGAAGAGUGAGGAUCCCAGGGAGGUGAUAAGGACCCUACGCCAAGCUGUCAACCACGUCAUCGAGGCGAGGGACCUGAGGAGAUGACCGAGACCUGACUGAAAAAUGUUACUCUAUAAAAGAAAAUAUAUAUACUUCUGUUUGGCUACCCAAGAAAAUGUACCGGCCCUACUUCCACUAUUGGAAAUGUUGUGAUGGGGCCAAGCACAUUGCAUAGAUACGUGAAAUGUUUGAAUUUUAUCUUUUAAUAAAAAAAUGAUUACCGAUUGCAUU